Molecule: messenger RNA, 1187 nt
Organism: Lytechinus variegatus (green sea urchin)
Lineage: Eukaryota; Metazoa; Echinodermata; Echinoidea; Temnopleuroida; Toxopneustidae
Exons: 2
Coding region: 358-1053 (231 amino acids)
Source: RefSeq, a predicted model, not a curated record
CAAUUAAAACAAAAGCGCUGAUUAAGGAUAUAUGCUCAUGUUUUAUGGCAUGUGUUUUCAUGCAACUAAAACGUUCAAUUUCGGUGUUAUUAGAGAACUAAAUGCAAGGAUUCAUAAGACAUUUUUUUUUUCGAGAACUUAGAAGUGAACGAUCGCGGAUGGGGGACUCUAUCUUAUGAAGGUUCCAAAAUGAUUUAUACAAGGAAAUUCGGAUGAUAUCGAUUCAUAUUUCAAAACGUGCUGACCAGAGAACACUAAGGUUAUAUAGGAAAACCUUGGAGUGAUUAACACCGGUUAUCUGGUCAAGGAGAAACUCUGAAAGAUCAUUUAGUUUCUGAACUAUUGACUCAGGACGGCAUGGGGCUGGUGAUCGGGAUCACAGCGUGCUGUUGUGCUUACUGCGCCGUCAAGAAAAAGCGGAAACAGAAGAUGAAAAGACUCGCUGAAGCCAGGGCAGCGAGCGAAGAGAACGGACUCGACGCCGACGCCGAAAUCCCCGUCGACGAGAGCAUGAUAAGGGGGCAAGUCGACGACGCCACCGACGACGAGCUCAACGCCGACUAUCCUCUGCGGAGUGACGGGGUCCAAGCCAGGAUGGACGAGGACCCGCCACCUUAUCACGCGGUUUCUGUUCCCAAGGAAACGGUGCUGGAAGAGAUGGACGAGACGGGUGGUGAGAACAUUGGCGGGAGAAAACAUUCCUCGAAGAAAGUAAAAUACAGCCACCUCUCUGAUACAGCAACGGUCGUUGGCACGGCAACGGAGCAGAAGGCAACGUCAUCUGUUGAGAAAGAAAGGAGUCACGUGGCCUCGCAAGAAGAAGCCUUCAUCAAGGAAGUCGUCGAUAAAAUGUCUGAAAUCGAGGACGAGGGCGCGUUCGACGGUGGAAGUAGAAAACAAUCUUCUAAAAAGUACAAAUAUUCGCCACUAAAGGCACCGACAAGCGGAGAAAGAAAGAGAGUUAAGUCUGGCGAUUCUCAAAAAGACUAUGAUGAAGUUAGGUUAUCGAUAUCUAACGAUGUGUAUAUAGAUGAACCUGCGACCGAAGUUUGAUUUCACCAAGAAUAUGGAUCAAGUUUUUUGUAUAUAUAAUCUCCUUAAAAAACACCCAAUGACCAGAGAAAUCACUGAUUUGUUUUGUUUAGUGUUUUUUUUUUUUGAUGUUCGCAUGCUUCUCUCAAAAGUAU